Xylaria bambusicola is the source of this 1663-nucleotide messenger RNA. RefSeq lists its product as uncharacterized. The record is from RefSeq and is a predicted model, not a curated record. Bases 127 to 1230 code for a protein of 367 amino acids. NCBI's taxonomy places the organism in Eukaryota, Fungi, Ascomycota, Sordariomycetes, Xylariales, Xylariaceae. The transcript has a single exon.
UAACACUUCACCAAUGUUUUUUUCCCCCGAUCAAAAAAUAAGAUGCUCGUGAUUCCCCUCUCGCCUUUAUGAAAAGAAAUUGGGCUUUCGAAAGUAAACCUGUUUCCCCAAGAAGACACGAGCAGGAUGCAGCCCUCGGUUCGGGACGAUCUUCAACAUUACUACCUCCCCAUUGGGGUGUUGGGACUCGUCAAUCAAGUAGUCAACAUCUAUAUCUACUCUCAGUUUCUUAUGGGUAAUUGUCCGCUAUGGCCUCGUCGGGAACUACAGCACAAAAGCUACAAUAAGCUGCUAUGCAUUGGUGCCAUGGUGUUCGUGGUAGCAUACGACAGUACCAGCCUAUCCCGUCUGCACCGCUGGGAACUCAUUGUCAGCGUUGUCGGUAACCUCAUCAUCUUUUUGAAUUUCAUCAUCAUGGUAUGUUUCUCGGGGAGUUCAAAACACCGUGAGGCCAUGCGAGCGAAGGCAGCCUCGGAUCCUCGGACCGACGCAGAAACUCCUACGCCCCAGGGAGAUGAACCACCCCCUCCUUACUCCAAAGACCCUGAGAAAGGCGACGCGAUAGUAAGCGAUCCGGCGCAAACAUCGGAACUUGGAAACGAACAUAUCCCCGAUCAAGAAAUCGGAUGCCCAGAAUACCCCGCACCCGAAACAUCGGGUGCCGAGACCAGGCCAGCGGGGUCAUCUUCAACUCCAGAAGAGGCAGAGAAGGGUGUCACUAGUUCUCUACCUACUCAGAUACAAGCCGACACCAAGGCUGAGGUUAGUGCAAUAGCCAGCCUUCAGUCGGCGGGACAGAUCGACCUGGGUGGCUUCAUAUUUUACUUGGUGUUCCAAAUACCUGGAACAGCCCUCCUUCUCACAGGGCUUGUCGGCCAACUCACUCUCAUUCUACCCGAUGCUUGGGCGAGCAUAGACCACAUACGGCCUAUCAUAAUCAUCUUCGGCAUAUUUAUUGCCACCACACUCCUCGUCACGUUGUUCUACAUCGUUCGACUCAACAGACAACCAGCAUCAUCUGAUGAGGUGUCAAUUGCUAAGAGGAAGGGUGAUUAUCUGGACCAUCUCCUCAAAGGCGUCCUCUUCUUCAACUUUUUCCUCGUCUCGUUUGAUGAAUGGCUUCUUGCGGCCCUGGGCAAUGAUAUCACUGGAGCCAAGCAUAUUCUCAGCGACGGUGGUUUGCCUUUAGUUUAUCUGUUCCUAUCCAAAUUACCGGCGCUUGCUCUAUAGAGGAACGUCUAAUACGAAGAUCAUGCGGAGUAUUGAUGAUUUCAGGAUUCGGGGAUAAGACGCAGGUGAUAGCAUUGAGCAUAGGAUAGUUAGCGUAUAUUGAUUGAAAUACUUAUCAGCCACAGCUGCUUUUUUUUUUUUUUCGGUUGCGUUAGUGUUCUGCCUGUGUUAAUCAAUACACAGGCAGUGCUCGACAGGCGAGGUGAUCAGCAAACUUAGUCAGACUAAACGCAUCAUUACACCUCAAAGAGAAUAGUGCUCUUACAUCGUGGCAUGAAUGGUGGCAGCAGAUGACCGUUGAUCCUCAAGCACAUAGUCAUGACUGACUACGCCGUAUCUGGCUGACAUGAGGGUGCCGCAAACUGAGAAUACGCUCAGCCUCAGUUCUCUCUCAAUCCGUAGGCCUGAGUAGCCCAAAGCUCAACUCCAGAUA